Molecule: messenger RNA, 2773 nt
Organism: Cloeon dipterum
Lineage: Eukaryota; Metazoa; Arthropoda; Insecta; Ephemeroptera; Baetidae
Product: transient receptor potential cation channel protein painless-like
Exons: 7
Coding region: 28-2592 (854 amino acids)
Biological process (GO): monoatomic ion transport; transmembrane transport
Cellular component (GO): membrane
Molecular function (GO): monoatomic ion channel activity; protein binding
Source: RefSeq, a predicted model, not a curated record
CGUUUGUGACUCAUCCUUCCAGUGCAAAUGAGGACUGGUUAUCCAGUGUACGACGCAUCCGACUCCUCUGCGUGCAGGAAAGACGAAACGAUGGGACAAGGGUACUUUGGCAGCCGCCCGAAGCGCAGGGAUCGCCAGCAAAAGCUGCUUAUGGGUCCCGCCAAGAACAUCAGGGAGCUGACCGAACGCACCCUCGACCUCUACUGGGCCAGCCGAACAGGCAACCACAAGCUCGUGGCAAGCCUGCUGCGGCGUGGCGCCGACCCGACGGUUUGCCAUCCGGACAGCGGCGAGGGCCCGCUGCACGUUGCCGCCUGCCACGGACACUUCAAGGUGGUGCAGGAGCUGCUGGAGAACGGCUGCGGGCCGAACGUGCGGACGGCGUUCCCGGCCGACGAGACGGCCCUGCAUGUAUUAGUGCGCAACUGCAGCGCCGCCAAGAUUACGUGGACAAGGGCCCGCGAGGUCAAGUGCCUGCGCGAGGUGCUGGCGGCGCCAGGCCUCGACGUAGACGCUUGCGACGGCGCCGGCCUUACUGCGGUCCACUUGGCCGCCAGAUUUGGCCUCUGGGACUUUGUCGACCUUGUGCUGACGAGGAAUCCAAACCUGGACCUGCGCAUCGACGGAGAAACCGCCAGGGAGAUCAUCUUCAGGGACAGCGGGCGUCAGUGGAACAACCUGCCGACGCGCAGGUCAGAGAGCCAGGUCGUUAGUACUCUCCAGAUUUUGCUCGCCUGCCUCAGGGACCGCAGGGAGGACGAGUUUCUGCAGAUGAUGGAAUCUGUCGACGACGGCGAAGUAUCCAAGGUGGAGAUGCAAAAUUGCUUGAAAAUGGCCUGCAGUUACGGCUGUCUCAGGGCCGUCCAACUCCUCCUGCACCGCGGCGCCGAUCCCAACGACUUUGCCUACGAGCCUCCAGUCGUCAUGGCGGCAAAACUCGGUCAUGCAGACGUGCUGCAGACUCUACUCGAGACCGGAACUGUUGUCCUCAACAGAUGCGAUCACCCUUUGUGGCAGAGGAGUCCGCUCCAUUUAGCCGUGCUUUCAGCUUGCUCGAGCAGCGCACCCAGCAAAUACCUGAGGUGCAUCGCUUUGCUUCUGGAGAGUAGGCACGGACUGGACUUGGACAACGUUGACUUCCGCGGCAACACAGCGCUGCACUACGCGGCCAAGAGCCCGCAACGCGACCUGACGCGCCUCUUGCUGCGUGCUGGAUGCGACGUGUUCGUUUGCAACCAACAUAACGAGCCUGGCUUUCUGCACGUGGGCGUCGACGAGCUGCGGGCCCACUUGGACGGAUUCGUGAGCCAAAAAGGCCUGGCUGCCAGGAACCACAGUCUGGAGCUCUAUUACCAGUUUUUACGGAGUAAAAGACUCACGGGCGGCGAAAUGCAGCCGAUGCUGCUGCUGGGAAGAUCAAAGGCGCACAGACCGCUGCUCAGCCACCCACUGCUCACGUCCUUCCUGCAUCUCAAGUGGCAGAGACUGAAGCCCUUCUUUUAUUGCAAGUUUUUUGCUUAUUUUCUGUUCGCAACAGCACUUUCUGUCUACAUUUAUCACGUCGUUCAGGCCACCGCGCUGCAGAGUACACAGUACGUCAGAUGGAUCAGUGUCGGACUAUUAGGUGUUUUUGUCUUUGGUGAAGUGUUGGAGGCUUGCGUCUCUAUAAAAAGAUACUUGAACAAUUUUGAAAACGUGCUGAAGCUGGUGCUGAUUGUUCUGUCAGUGGUGUUGCUAACAGCCGGCGAAAUCAUUGAGCCGUGGCCACGUCGGUACGUGGCUACGGCCACCGUCAUUUGCGCCUAUGUCGAGUUGGCCCUUUUGAUUGGCACGCACCCGCGAUUCGCCACUUACAUCGACAUGUACCUCCGAGUGUCUCGCAACUUUGCGGGUCUUUUCUUCCUCUUCAGCUUCCUCAUCUUCGCAUUUGCUUUUUCUUUUUUCGUCCUCUAUCAAGAUGACGCAGACAACACGUUUUUCUCAACUCUCGGCGGGUCCGUUUUCAAAACAGUUAUCAUGUUAACUGGAGAGAUGGAGGCUGACAACCUGAACACCAACCUUUUGGGCUAUCUUCUUUUCCUGGCCUUUGUACUUUUUGUGCCGAUCUGCCUGGUGAACCUGGUGACAGGCCUUGCGGUCAGUGACAUUGCCGCCAUCAGACAAGAGGCCGAAGUGGGCCUGAUUGCGGCCAAGGUUGAACUCUACGCCGACAUCGAGUCCCUUCUGCUGGGCUCGGCCCUUCAAGCUCUGCCCAGGUGCUGCUGUAGUUUUGUGGACCGCAAGAUUCGCUUGCUCGGCAAUUUUCUGGUGGACAACAAGCUCGUCUGGUAUUUGGACUUUGACAACAAGAUGGAACCAGACUCGAGCCAGGUCAGCUGGUUUUCUAAGUUUGUGCCGGAAUCGUUGAAAAAGUUCCGCAGGAUCGAGUGGUUAGCCAUAGUGGAGGAAGCUCUGAAAAUUUCGUCGGCACCUCCUGUCGACCAACAGGCGUCCACCAUCGCUUCUUUGGAGGCAAAGAUUGAGCAAAUGCAGUUGCAGGUUGCUGAACUAGUCAGCAUAAUUAAGAAAUCGGAAAAUGCAAAGCAUGUUUAAUGUGCAAAUUUAAAAAAAAUGAACACUUCCUAUAGCCGGUCUUUAAUUUCAAUUGGACUCGUAAAAAACUUUGGUAGCGACAAUUUUGCUCUAUUUCAAUAAUUCCAUUUUAAAAGGUCCUAUGAAAAAUCACUGAAACCGAAUUCACAAAAAUUAUACUGUGAAAUAGAGAUAUUAUAGA